AUGACAGAUGAGAAGCUAAUGAGCCAGUGCGAAAUGGAUACUUAUAAGUCAUCAGGCCCAGGGGGACAACACCGGAACAAGCGGGAAUCCUCUGUUCGAAUAAAGCAUCUUCCAACUGGCAUUAUUGCUCAGGCAGCAGAGGAUAGAUCGCAACACAAAAAUCGGGCAGCGGCUCUUUCGAGACUACGGUCACUUUUAGCCAUUAAAGUCAGGAACAAGGUCGAUCUUGAUACGUAUGUGCCUCCUAUAGAACUUGUUCAAAUCCUUCCCGCAAAGUCAACCAUCAGAGGAUCAGUCAAAGGGAAUCAGAUUGGCCCAAAAAAUCCGAAAUUUGCUCUGGGAAUGCAGGCUUUACUUGAUCUGAUUUUUGCAGUGGAGGGUUCUGUUUCAGAUACUGCAAAGAAGUUAGGGUUAAGCACUGGAGCUUUAUCACGGUUGAUAUUAUCCGAUGAUUCCCUUAGAAUGGCUGUCAAUGAGUUCAGGGCUACUAAGGGAUUGAAGCCACUCAAGUAA
Molecule: messenger RNA, 513 nt
Organism: Striga hermonthica
Lineage: Eukaryota; Viridiplantae; Streptophyta; Magnoliopsida; Lamiales; Orobanchaceae
Source: the annotation of a GenBank genome assembly